UGGGACUUUCAUGUGCUGAGUUAAAGUUAGUAGUCCAUUUCAAGACUCGCAUAUGAUGCUUGUCAAAGGUCCACAAUCCUUUCAGCCAGCAGAUAUAAAAGUCUACUUCAAGAUCAAAACAUAUGAGAACAUGCCGAUAAUCAAUUCAUCCAAUGGAAAAGUUCCCUUUAAAACCAAUGAUUUAGAAUUCUCUUCUCAGAAAAUUCAUUUUUGGCCUACCUUUGGUGAAUUUUCCGACUAGGGCGAGUCGAAAUGGGGCUGCCAAUUGUUCAUCUUCUUCUUUUGUAAGAAGAAAAGUUGGCUCAUCUUUGAAUAAAGUUGGUUCUGAAUGAAUCACAGGAGGGCUUAGAAUUUGGUGUUUUGUGGAAUUUUUUUGAAUUGUUUUUGGAUUUGAAUUAGAGGCUAAAAUCUGAGCAAAUGAAGGUCGCGGAGGCGGUGUUAGGCCUAUGGCUGGCGGCGGAUCGCCGGCCAUGGGAGGGAGGGUAGAGAGAUGUCAGAGAGAAAGUAGAGAGAAGGUUGACUCGGAUAUAGUUUUCCAAUUUACUUGGUCUAUUGUAACUAUAUUAUAAGAAUUAUAUGAAUUAAACACUAUAUUAUAAGAAAAAUAUACGAACAAACUUCUAAAGAAAGAUUCCAAAAGGUAUAUAGAGAGAUAGAAAAUAAAAAAGUUACGAAAAGAAAUAACGAGAAAAUUUUCUAUUACAAUGAGAGUUUAAAAGAUAUGACACGGAUAGAAAUAUUUAGAAAAUUAUUAUGAAAAAUUAAGAUAAUAUGUUUAAAAGAUAUAAAACCAUAAAUCAACAAAACGAAAAAGAUGAACAAUAAAUUACAUUAGAUGAUUUCAAAUAUUGAAAAUCAUUCUGAAUAUGCUAAAAAUAACAAAGCACACUGACAUUAAAAAUUACACAAUUAUAAUUUAUAUUGUUAAUAUUAUUUUUUCACACAUAUCAGUCUGUGAGAAAUGUUAUAUAAUUGUUAAAUCAUUAAGCUCAUAUAUAUUUUUAAUAACCACCACAAUGUGCAGGGUAAACAUUAAUAUAUAUUAUAAAAUAUCUUGAGCCUAGAACUUGAGAUUUAUUUACUAUUCGAUUAGUUGAUUAUCAUUUUGAUGAAUCAGUCUUUCAAACAUUAGGGGAAGCUAAAAAACCAAAUACAAAAACAAGUUGGAAUGAUUUUUCAUUAUUUCAUCUUGAUCCUCGUACAUGGCAAUAAGGACUUGAAAUUCAAAAGAUAAUUCAUUUACAAUGUUUAACAAAUCAAUGUGAGAUGCUUUUAUUGACCUAAAAUGUGACAAAAUCACACGUGCAGCUGCUAAUGAUCCAAUUAGAAUUGAUGCCUCUGAAAGAUCUUCUACCAUGAACAAUGAAAUAAAGGCUGGUAGACAACUGUUUAAAAUCCCGAUCUCGACUGGCCGGUCGGACCUGUUUGACCGUGAACCGAAAUGAUGACGGGUUCGUUUUUACUAUAAAACUAGACAAGAACUAACUUGGUCAAAACUCAGUCAAACCCACGGUCCAACCAUGAACUAAACUUACCCGAUUAAUCCGGGUUUUGUCUUUUUCCCUCUUUUUUUUGACUUUUCUCCUACAUUGAAUCCCGUUUUAUUUUUUUUUUCUUGAUGAAUUGACCCCUACAUUAUAUUUUUAGUUACUAAAGACACUAAAUUUAAUAUUUUAUCAAUAAUAUUUAAAUUUUGAUUUCUAAAAUACAUCAUUUCAUUUCAAGUUAUAAAAAUUCCAUUCUUGUUUAAUUAAUUAAAUAGUAUAAUUAAGAUCAUCUAUUUAGAGUGAAUUUAUCUUUUUCGGGUAAAAAUGUACAUAUUUCGUAUUAAAUUCAGCAGUUUAGCACAUAUUUACAACCAAAAGAUCUUAACUAUACACCAAACUAUUAUCAUUUUCAUUUCUGACCACUAAAGGAACUGGUCCAAAAUUAGUGCUUUAGCCCUAGUGAUUUGCCUGGUUCUGCAUCCCGUAAGCCUCCAUUCAGUUUCUUACUUUAUUGUUUCUAGUAUAGUUCGAAGACCCUUUUCCUUCUGGGAAAAAAUAUGCAUCUUCUUUUCCUUCCAGAUGUGAUACGACACUGCAGCCAAAACUUAAUCAUUAAAUCAUUACCGACUUCAACUUUUGAGAAACUAACCCACAAGAUUAGAAUGCAAUGACUAAAUGUUAAGUGAUGUGUUCAACAUGGGAAUAAUUACACACUGUACUCUUUUAGAUAAUUUAAUUACUAUGUUUACAUUCCUUGAGUAAUUGAAACAAAAAAUAUUAAAAUUUACAUUCCGUGCAUAUCAACACACAAAAGCAAUUUAUUUUAUUUAACUUUCCUCAAAAUCAAAAUUCAAGGAAUGACAUAUUUACAUUCUUUUACUUUCCCAACAACAACCAUAUAGGCCUUAAAUUUAAUCAUGUAUUGGCUGGUUGCAAUUUUGAGAGAGAGAGAGGUUGGCUACACUAAAAAAGUGCAUACAUAUACCUGCUGCACAUUAGAUUUUUUCCUUCAUUUGAUUAACUAAAAAUAAAAAAAAAAAUUGUAUCUUACUCAAUGUGGAUUAAUUUUAUGCGAAUGAAUAUAUAAAAAACACUACUACUUCGGAUGCUCUCAUAAACUAUUUAGAUAGUGUUGUUUGUUAGGAUAUAUAAUCCGGAGAAGAGGAGUUUAAAAUUGGAUUGAUAUAUAAAAAAAAAACACAAGAUUUAGAUGGUUUAAGAAAAUAUCAAAACAUCCUUAAAUCGAAGUCAAUUAUCAAAAGGGUCCUAUGACGACUGAAAAUAAAUGUUUCCACAUGAACUCCACCAAAAAAAUAUCCAAAAAUAUUUUUCACCCCAUAAAAACUCUCUUGAAAUUUAUUCUAAACUCUAAUAAAAUAAAAUAUUUAACUUCUCAAUCCAAAAUUCAGCUUUUUACGAGCUCUCGAAAGAUGAGGAUAAUUUUUGAAAAAAAAUUGAGGAUAAUUUUUCUUCGGGUUACAAACGUAUGUUUUAGGGGUGUUCACGGACCAGAUUGGCCCGGAUUACCAUUAAUUCGUAACCAAACUGUUACUUAUGGUUUUUUAAAUUUUGAACAUCAAAACCAGACCGGAUUGAAAUUUAAACCGGACCAAUAUAAACUAUAUUGAACGGUUUAGUUUGGACGGUUUGACGGUUUUGUUCUCUAAUUGUGAUCUUUUCAUUUUGGGCCAUAAAUUGAGCGUUUUUAGUUAUUGGGCCUUUUUCUGGCUUUUUUGGGGCUUUUUAUGGCCUUUUUCCUGGGGCUUUUUAUGCAUAGGUUUUUGGUUUGAGAGAGAAAAAAUAGGUAAAUAAUAAAAGGAGUUGUUUCGGAUUUGAACACAUGACCUUUAGUUAGAAUUGAAGCAGUUAGAAUAGUAUUACCACAGUGAUUACGAGGCAUUUGUGAUAUAGGUUUUCAUCUCUUACUAUGUAUAAGUAAACUAAUAUUAUAAAAAUUAUUAUAUAUAUAUAUAUAUAUAGUCCGGUCCGGUUUGACAUACGAUUUUUCAGCGCAAUCGUUAUGAACGGUUUUCAGUUUUCAAAUCCGCCGGUUUAAAAAUUUAAUUAUAAACCGCUCACCAAUUCGAACCAAUGACAAGUUUAGGCAGAUUCACCAGUUUGAUCCAAACUGUGAAUACCCCAAGUAUGUUUGACACUUUUUUUGACUGAAUAAUAUACAUACGUCAAUUUUCAGUCGCCAAAAGACCUUUUAGGUAAAUGUAACGGAUGUUUUUUUUUAUAUAUUUUCAAAUAGUAAGGGUAUUUAUAAUAAGUUAAACUUGUGAGGUGUUUUUGAUAUUAAAAGUCCAUGGAGAGGUUCAAAAUUUGAAAAUUCUAAUUUAAUUGGAUGUGAGGGAUUGUUGUAAUUUAUCCAAGGAUUUUUUUUUGUGUUUUUUUUUUUGUUUUGUGUGUGUGUGUGUGUGUGUUUUUUUUUUUUUUUUUCUUUCUGAAACGAGAAGAUUCUAUUGGCCCGAGUUUCUACUACUUUUUCUAGACUCUUAGAGUCACACAUUAUAAUUUUUUUUUUUUUAAAAAAGUUAGAAUUGAAAAAUAUAAAGAGUCCAAGUUUGAGAUUGGACUUUCCUUCCCAACUAUUACCAAAAUAAUCUAGAACCCUAAUUUAAAAAUUAUCUCUAUCAAAUAAUUUGCUGUUUCCGUAGAAGUCCACGCAGAAGAACGACAGAAGCUUUUAUGGAUUUGAGAUGCAAAUUCCCUUCUCAAUCGUCAUCCUCCCUGGCUCUAACCGUCUACCCACCAAUUUUGAGACUUCUGAUAUCGACGCCGCCGUCCGAUCAAUUAGCAACUUGGAUUCGGGACUUUCGUGUUACUGAAAUUCCAUAGUGUUAUUCAGUUUAUUGCCAUAAUAAUAGGACUAAAGCAGGUACUUCCGCGUGAGGAAAGUUCAGGGGAGGCAAGAAAAACGUGGUUAGGAGGGCGGAAAGGGUGUUGCUGCUGUGUUCUGUUGUGAUGGUUUUCUGUUUACUUUAAGAUGGCUAGUCCUGCAAAAUCACGGCCUCUAGACAUGAAGAGUUCUUGGAAGAAGGGGAAGAUAUCAGGUUGGACUGCCUUUGACCGUGAAAAGCGGCAUAAUGAUGGUGGCGAAUCAGAAGCAGAAACUGAAAGUUUUCCAUCUCUAUCAAGUUCUGUGGAGCAGAUUCAGAACUUUCUUGGAAACGCCAAUGGUAGAAUUGUAUUGGAGAAGCCUUUUACGUCUGUGUUACGAGGUCCUGUAAACGUUUUUGCUUCGGGGACCAACCAAUACGAAAUGAAGCGAGAGACUCCACAAGUUGGCAGUUCCAAUAUGUCUGGGAAUGUAAAUAAUGGUGUUACAGAUGUUACAAUUGCAUAUGAUAUGCUUAAGAAGAACCAUUCUUGGGCUGACCAAAGCCUAAUCGAGGAUGUUUUAGCUGGUUUGAACUAUGAUGUUGAUGAAGCGUCAACUUUGUUGGCCUCUAUGGUUUCCUCUGAAAAUAAUAGCGAGGAGAAUCCACUUAAUGCAAAUAAAGAAUUGACAUCUAAUAAUGGCAACGAGUUUCUCUUACAUGAAUCAUCAGCUGACCAGCAUGUUCAUCUUUCUGCACCAAACUGUCUUGUUGAGGAUCUUAAUGUUGAUCACAGAGAAUAUCAAGAUGAACAGGUUUCCUUUGAGAAAAUAUAUGUGCAUGAUGACUUGAACUCAGAAAAUAGUCGGAUCGGCAUCAAGUAUCUACCUAUUGAGCCUGAGUGGGAAGAAGAUGAUAUCUACUUGGUCUACCGAAAAGAUGCACUACGAUCGAUGAGGUCAGCAUCUCAACACUCUAAGGCUGCCCGAGAUGCAUAUAUAAGAGGAGAUCAUUUAUCUGCACAACUGUUUUCGCAGAAAGCUCGGGAAGAGUGGUUACUUGCUGAAAAAUUAAAUGCUAAUGCAGCCAAGGAAAUUUUGGCCAUCAGGAAUUUUAAUAAUGAUGAGUGGACAUUGGACCUUCAUGGUCUUCAUGCAUCAGAAGCUGUAAAAGCCUUACAGGCUCAUUUGCAGAAGAUUGAAUCUCGUCUUCCUGCGAAGCCAAUGCCACCUUUUAAUGUGAUGUCAGAAUCUGUAUAUUCCGCAUCUCCUGAAUUGGCUACCUGUAGCGAUUCAGCAAAGUUGGGCAACCGAAUUUCUUAUCUCGGACCCAGACCAACAUCAUUACACGUCAUAACAGGUACAAUGGCUCCUUCGCAGCUUCAGUGAGUCUUCUUUUACCGUUUUAUUUUUUUGCUUUCAUUUAUGUGAUGAUCAUUCUUGCACUGCUGGUGCACCUGGAUAUCGUCAAAAUAUAAGUAGUUGGAGAAAUUAUCUAGUGAUACUCUAAUGUGACAUGCAUUUACUAUUUUUGAAGGAAAAGGUAAUCAUAGCCGAGGUGAAGCUGCAAUACCUGCCGCCAUUAGAAGCUUUCUCAUUGAACAUGGGUAUGUGUUCAUAUCUUUCACAGAAUUGAGGGGUUGUUUUUGGGCAUUCUUGAUUUGGAUGUACUUGUGAAAUAUUUGAAUUUAAGCAGGGAACGUUUACCAUUUGGCUAGCAUAAACCAGUUGCAUAAGGUUUACGAUCUAAACUUCUGUUUCUUUGCAGGUAUCGUUACGAUGAAGCAAGACCUGGAGUAAUUGAAGUAAUGCCGAAGUUCCGACGGUAGAGUGUUGUAUAAUGUAUUGUGUUGUAAAAUAGUACUUCUUCUGUCUCAAAAAGAAUAGUUUGCUUUGUUGAACUAAAAUAGUAAAACAAAGUGGACUAAUUUUUUUGAACCGAGAGAGUUUCUUCCAAUUUUUACAUUUUUCUUCCCGGAUAUCUGCACUCCUGUCUAGAAUUGUUCACGAACUGAUGGGAGAAAUUGUCUUAUAGGGGCCAAUUAGGCUUGUCAACUGUUGCAUUAUUAAUGUAGUAAUGAAUGGGGUUAUUAUGUAAUUUAUUCCCGAUUAACUUUUCCCAAUAUUGUAAUUGAUCAAUAGGCCUUGUCUAAUAAAGUUGUCUUCCCUAGAUUGCUUUUGCAAAUGUUUUUUUAGGUGAACAAGGUGGUACCUGGUGAG
Messenger RNA from Oldenlandia corymbosa var. corymbosa, 6528 nucleotides. Lineage: Eukaryota; Viridiplantae; Streptophyta; Magnoliopsida; Gentianales; Rubiaceae. The record is from the annotation of a GenBank genome assembly.